Molecule: messenger RNA, 776 nt
Organism: Cylas formicarius (sweet potato weevil)
Lineage: Eukaryota; Metazoa; Arthropoda; Insecta; Coleoptera; Brentidae
Exons: 2
Coding region: 45-674 (209 amino acids)
Biological process (GO): small-subunit processome assembly; endonucleolytic cleavage in 5'-ETS of tricistronic rRNA transcript (SSU-rRNA, 5.8S rRNA, LSU-rRNA); endonucleolytic cleavage to generate mature 5'-end of SSU-rRNA from (SSU-rRNA, 5.8S rRNA, LSU-rRNA)
Cellular component (GO): nucleolus
Molecular function (GO): RNA binding
Source: RefSeq, a predicted model, not a curated record
GUAGUUCAAUUGACCAAAAAGAACUAACCUGAAAAGAGCAGAAAAUGACAGCCCCUGUGGAAGAAAAUAAUUUGACUAACGAAAAUUCUCAAGAAGCAAUCAAGGAAACUAAAAAACCAUCAAAGAGAGGAAUUAUCUAUCUAUCGACGAUACCUCCUUAUAUGAAUGUUACAAAAAUUAGAGAAAUAUUUAGCGAAUUUGGUAAAUUAGGUAGGGUGUAUUUACAGCUGGCUGAUAAAGGUCAUGGGGAUAAGAAAAAAAAGAAACGAAAACCCGCCAAAAAGUUCACAGAAGGUUGGGUUGAAUUUGAGAAAAAAUGUGUGGCCAAACGUGUAGCAACAUUAUUAAACAACAGUCAAGUAAGCACAAGGAAAAGUUCUAAAUAUUAUGAUUGUACAUGGAACAUAAAAUACUUGUCAAAUUUCAAGUGGGCUCACUUGCAUGAGCGCCUCACAUAUGAGAGAUCAGCGAGAAACAAAAAGCUUAAGGACGAGAUACAGCUUACAAAGAAAAAGGCCAACUUUUUUUCUUCGAAUCUAGAUUCUAAGAAAAACAAAGAUGUGGUCAAUAAAGAGUAUGAAGAUAUAACCAAAAUAGCCACCGAAACAGCCAUGGAAGUUGAGGAUAUAGAAAAAGAAAGCAGAGCAGAAUUCUUGAGAUCAUUAUUACCAUAAUGUACCAAAGUGUUCACUUGUGUUUUUUGAAACCACACAAAUAAAAUAUUUUUUAAAUUGUUUUAAUCAUGGUACAAAGUAUUGGAACAUAAAAUGAGUAAA